Pyrus x bretschneideri (Chinese white pear) is the source of this 614-nucleotide messenger RNA. Its product is annotated as polycomb group protein EMBRYONIC FLOWER 2-like. NCBI's taxonomy places the organism in Eukaryota, Viridiplantae, Streptophyta, Magnoliopsida, Rosales, Rosaceae. The record is from RefSeq and is a predicted model, not a curated record. Bases 243 to 614 code for a protein of 123 amino acids. Gene Ontology annotation, molecular function: chromatin DNA binding. Gene Ontology annotation, cellular component: nucleus. The transcript is spliced from 5 exons.
UGGUCUGAAAAAUGAGCCAAAGCUGCAGUAAAAUUGGCAGCGUAACGCAGAGAAUAUGAGCGAGAGAAUCCGGUAGAAGAGAGCAAGCACGCGUUCGUGAUUUUCGAUGAGGAAAAGAGCACCGCGAAGAACCCAAAAGCCAGAAGAAGAAUUGCAGACCCGAAACCUCCACCCAAUCUCUUCGUCUUCAGCUCCAAUUCUUCCUCCUGGCUCCGCACGCGAGGAGCAGCGGCGGCGGUAACAUGUGCCGGCAGGAGGAGCGGGUGCGGAUGUCGUCGGAGGAAGAAAUUGCGGCGGAGGAGAGCCUCUCUGUCUAUUGCAAGCCUGUCGAGUUCUACAACAUUCUCCAACGCCGCGCUAUUAGAAAUCCAGCGUUUCUUCAGAGAUGUUUGAGCUACAAAAUAGAGGCCAAACACAAAAGGAGGAUACAAAUGACGGUUUCCAUUUCGAUGAAUGAGAUGGAAGGUCUACAAACCCAGAAUCUCUUUCCUUUGUAUGUGUUUUUGGCCAGACUAGUUCCUGAUGUUGCGGUUCCAGAGGUAUGUAUAUGCAUGUUUUUAGUCUUAGAAUUGUUGAUCAACCCGUAUCAUCAUAUUAAAUUGCACAUUUGUUAA